AUGGACACUGCUCUGCUGCUGAACGUGGAAGGGGUCAAGAAAACCAUUCUUCACGGGGGCACAGGGCAGCUCCCAAACUUCAUCACUGGGUCCCGAGUGACCUUUCACUUCCGCACCACGAAAUGCGACGAGGAGCGGACGGUGAUCGACGACAGCAAGCAAGUGGGCCACCCCAUGCACAUCAUCAUCGGGAACAUGUUCAAGCUGGAGGUCUGGGAAACCCUGCUGUCGUCCAUGCGGAUCAACGAGGUGGCCGAGUUCUGGUGCGACACCAUCCACACAGGGGUCUACCCCAUCCUGUCCCGGAGCCUGCGGCAGGUGGCCCAGGGCAAGGACCCCACGGACUGGCACGUGCACACGUGCGGGCUGGCCAACAUGUUCGCCUACCACACGCUGGGCUACGCGGACCUGGACGAGCUGCAGAAGGAGCCACAGCCGCUCAUCUUCGUGAUUGAGCUGCUGCAGGUCGAGGCCCCCAACGAGUACCAGAGGGAGACCUGGAACCUGAACAACAGCGAGAAGAUGAAAGCCGUGCCCAUCCUCCAUGGAGAAGGGAACCGGCUCUUCAAGCUGGGCCGCUAUGACGAGGCCUCCACCAAGUACCAGGAGGCUGUCGUCUGCCUGCGGAACCUGCAGACCAAGGAGAAGCCCUGGGAGGUGCAGUGGCUGAAGCUGGAGAAGAUGAUCAACACCCUGAUCCUCAACUACUGCCAGUGCCUGCUGAAGAAGGAGGAGUACUACGAGGUGCUGGAGCACACCAGCGACAUCCUCCGGCAACACCCAGGCAUCGUCAAGGCCUACUACGUGCGCGCCCGGGCCCACGCGGAGGUGUGGAAUGAGGCGGAGGCCAAGGCGGACCUGGAGAAGGUGCUGGAGCUGGAGCCGUCCAUGCGGAAGGCCGUGCUCAGGGAGCUGAGGCUGCUGGAGAGUCGCAUGGCGGAGAAGCAGGAGGAGGAGCUGCUGCGCAACCUCUGCGCCCACCUUGGCCAUGCCCCAAGCCCUGGCCUCACGUUUGCCAUCUGGAGCCCCGCCCAGGUGCCCUCUGGAUUCUGGCAGAACCCCACGCCCUGGCUGCAGGGGAGAGUGGAUUUCCAGCAGCUUCGUAGGUUAGCCGUUCCUUUCAGCGUGGGAGUGAGGGACGCGCAGCCUCGGGGAGCCCGCUGUAUAUUUCACAUCAACGUGGACAACGCGACCUUUCCUGGGGUCUUGCUCUUCAGCCCCCUACAAGGCAAGUGGAAUUUCAUCGGAGUAAUCAAAUUCAUCAGUAAGAAUGUCCUCCCAUCAAAGCCACGCUCGUUCUCACAGCAGCUGGAGCCAAUGGUUCGAAAGAGAACUGGAGCCUGCUGCUCCUCCUUCCAGAAUGAGGGGCUCGCCCUGCGCCUGCUCCAGUACAACCUCAUCUCAACUAAUGGCAGCAGCCAACGCUACUUCCAAGUCCUGCACCCAGGGUCUAAUGACUUGGCCUACAUCUCACAGUGGCCCAAGCAAGACUCAAACCUCUGCUUUUCUGACACCAGACGAGAUGUCUUCGACUCUGUGCUGCUUCCGAAGAGUGACUUUAAGCGGAAAAAUGACUGGGACGUAUUUGCACUGUAUGAAGAUCUCUGGGAAUUCUGGUGCCCAAGCCACUAG
This is a messenger RNA of Tupaia belangeri chinensis (Chinese tree shrew), 1632 nucleotides long. RefSeq names its product AIP like 1 HSP90 co-chaperone (gene AIPL1). The transcript is spliced from 11 exons. The coding region runs from base 1 to 1632 and encodes 543 amino acids. Lineage: Eukaryota; Metazoa; Chordata; Mammalia; Scandentia; Tupaiidae. The record is from RefSeq and is a predicted model, not a curated record. Gene Ontology annotation, molecular function: peptidyl-prolyl cis-trans isomerase activity; protein binding.